UAUUUCUAUUUAGGUGGAAGUCAAUGAAAUUUUUAAGUGUAUUGACAAGAUGAUGGAAAUGAUAACCAUGUUACUGAAAAUCAAAUGCAGUGUUCCAGAGGCAUCAGUAAGUGUAAAGACAAAAGAAAGAAGCUGAAAAUCUAGAGCAAUCAUGUCAAGCAUAAUCGGAGAAGAUCUAACAAUUCAUACAGAUUCCAGUGGAUCUAGGUCAGUGGUCAAAGAGAAAAGUGAGAAAAAACACCACAAACACAAGAAAGAGAAGAAGAAGGAUAAGAAAAAAGACAAGAAAAAACACAAACAUAAACACAAGGAUAAAGACAGAGAGAAAAAGAAGGAUGAGGAGGUCAAAGGUUAUGAGAGUUCACCCAGAGGUGAAUCAAUGGAUAGUGUGGAUCUGCAGAAAGUGUUGGAAAAAAAGAAGGCAGAGCUUUCCAAUUUGAAAGAGGAAAAGAAGGAAGGGGCUUCUGAUUCUAAAGUGAAAAUUAGCAGGAAAUCUCCAGAGACUUCAAAGGAAGAUGCCACUAAAAGCGUUAAAAAAACUGGGAAAGGGGAGAAGUCAGAAAAAGAUAAUCUAGGUCACACUCAAAAUGUUAAGUUAGAGACUGAUAUACCAAUGCCUGCAUCUCUAGAUGACAUUCCUGUACCUGCCCCACCUUCAAAAUCGCAGGCAAACAGUAAAGACAAUAGAGGUGAACAAAAGACCAAUGGAGAUAAAGUGACUUCAGAAAACACAUCUGUGAUGGGAAAAACAACAGAAAUUGAGAUAGAAAAUGUUCCUUUACCACCCCCGCCAGCAUUAGAUAGCAUUCCCAUCCCAGAUCAGGUCAACCCACCAAAAAAGAAAGUUACUGCGGAGAAAGUGAAAGUUGUGAAGCCUCCCAAGGAAACAGUCAAAGCUAACCCAUCACCUAUCCCAUCCCCUGUUCCUCUCCCUGUACCCCCUCCCCCAGGAAACCCUUCAGUCACCAUCCCCACCCCCUCAAACUUUCAAGCCACCAUACGAGAAUCAAUGCUGAGAGAAGUUGGGAAUGCGGAGACAGGUUUGCCCCAGAAUAUUGUGGAUGAUUUCUUCAAGGAUUUCUUGGCAUCAAAAAUGAAACAGAUCGAAUCAGAGUACAAAUUAAUGACUAAACAACUGGCCCUGGAGGGGCAGAAGAAAGAGGGGGAGGGAGUGGCCAGUUCUGUCGAGGAAAUGAAUAAACUCUUGGAUGAGGAACUUUCCACCAUAGCCACAGCAACUCAGGAGAAUGACAAAAAGAAGUCUUCUAAAUGGGACUCCAAAGAGAAAUCAGGUACCAACAAUGGUGAGAAAGCUGAGGUGAUGCCAGAAGGGAAGAAAAUGGAGGAAGGCAGCGAUAAACCAAAAGUAGAAGUACAGAUAGGAACAAAGAAGGGAGGUAAACUGCAGAUGGAGUUCAAAAUCACCAAGACAAGUGCCGACAUGAUUUCUUCAGGGGAAAUUAUUGGAAAGAAGAAUCUAGAGGAUGGUGAAGUGUCAUCGUCUGAUGAUAAUUCAGAGUCUGACGAAAGCGAUGACAAUGACAACGUGUCAGGAACUGGUUCCAUUUCUGACUCAGACAAAGACUCUAAGUCCUCGAAAAAGAAAAAGAAGAAAAAGGAAAAGAAGAAGAAAAAGAAGAAACACAAAAGCAGAGAACCGUCUGAGAGUGAAUCCAAAAGCAAACGUAAACAUUCCCACAAAUCUAGGUCAAGGUCAAGAUCACCAAAGAGGAGAAGAUCAUCCAGGUCAAGGUCGAGAGAAAGGUCAUCUUCAUCCAGUAAAUAUAUCUAUGAUGCAUAUCAGUACAGGGACAAGGUUCGUGAAAAUAGUGAUAGAGACAGAGACCGUCGCUACGAUCGUGACCGCGGUCGUGAGAGAAGUGGUUACAAGGACAGAGAUUUCAGAGAUGACAGAGGUCGUCGUAGCAAAAGGUCACGAUCCAGGUCACGAUCUAGGUCAAGGUCAAAAUCCAGAGAGAGGCCUUUCCGUAUGUCUGCAGAUCUCAGAGUCAAGAUAGACAAAGCCAAACUAAGGGAAAUUGCAAUAAAAAAUGCCAUUGCCAUGGCGAAGUCAGGACAAGUGUCAAACAUUGACCUGGCUGCCAUUAAGUCAGGUGGAAAGUCCAUUGAUGAGCUGACAGAUUUCUGUAAGAGGAUCUCCUCCAAAUCAAAACACAGACGAGACAGCUCCUCCUCCUCAUCCUCCGAGGAAGAGGCAGGGGACAAAAAGGAGGAGGAUGAGGAGUUUAUACAUCAUCCAUUUAAAGUCAGGGAUGCCAGCAGUAUUGUACUGAACAUUAGGGAUUCUAAACCACUGCCAAUAAGAACGCCAGCAGAAAAACUCCAAGGCUCAGCAAAUCUACGACUGCAGUUUCCCGUCUCCAGUGGCAGCACGCAUCGCCAGAAGGAGUCAGAGUGGGUGCCGGUGGAGAAGACCACCGCCGUGGCAACUACCACCACCUCAGCACCGGCCACCACCAUCGCCAGCAGCUCCACCCCCUCAGAUUCUGUGCUGAUGCCCCCACCUCCUGUUCCCUCCGCCGCUCCACUACCUGUAGAUGUCCCACCUAACCCCGUCCGUCCUGAGGAUAGGAUAUUUCCUGAGACUCCCACCGUGGCAGUGGAUAUUGGGUCCAUUAUCUCGGAGAGACUGAGUGCAUUCAAGAAAUUGAAGGAGAAUCCCCACGACAUAGAGGCCAUGACAACUCUAGGAAAAGUUCAGGAAAAAGCUAGUCUUUGGGCCCAGUCCAAAAACCUUCCAGGAAAGUUUAUGGGCAGCACAGGUGCUCAUGUCAUGUCCCAAGAAGAGCUGAUAGGACCAGACAAAAAGAGACAGGCCUGGGCCAGAAGGAAAAGGAAAACUAAAGCUAAGCAGAAAGAAUUUAAAAACAAGUAUUCCACUGAAGUUGUUAAAAAAAUUAUCUACAGAAGUCUGAAUCGAAGAUAUUAUAAACCCCUGAAGGACCAGUUUGUUAAGGCUGCCCCCCUCCAAAGCGGCAUCGGAAUGGCCCUCCUCCAGAAGAUGGGCUGGAAGCAGGGUGAGGGGCUGGGGAAGAACAAUGAGGGGUCGGUAGAACCACUGGCCCUUGACUUCAAGACAGACAGGCGAGGACUAACAUCCACUGGAGAACAAGUGCCUAAAACUUUCAAAGGUGGUGCUCCUGUAGUUAGAGAUUUAUCAGGUAAACAUCCUGUGUCGGCCCUGGUGGAGCUGUGUAACAGAAGGAAGUGGGGAGCCCCCGUGUUUGAGCUGGUUCACGAGAGCGGACCAGAUCACAAGAAAAACUUCCUGUUUAAGGUAAUAGUCAACAGGACAGAGUACCAGCCCACAAUCGCGAUGAACAACAAAAAAUCCGCCAAAGCAGCGGCCGCCACAUGUUGCCUGCAGGUUCUGGGCCUGGUACCCCGGGACCCACCAAGUUGAUGUGGGGGUACCAUCUCUGUGGUUCCUUUAAGUGUGUGGUACCUUUCUGUGGGUUUGUAUGGAUGGUCAGGGAGUCAUCAAAACGAGUGCAUAAUUAUGCUGUGGUGUACAUGCAUGAUGGGACAUAAUAGACCUGUAUUUAUGAAGUUGAUGGUGGAACAUGAAGUGAUUGAAUGUCUUCAUUUGGAAUGCCAUUGAACUGAAAGAAGAAAAAAUGAUGGAUAUGAAAAAAGAAAGGAAUGGGGGGGAGUGUUAGU
Saccostrea cuccullata (small rock oyster) is the source of this 3681-nucleotide messenger RNA. Its product is annotated as protein Son-like. Gene Ontology annotation, molecular function: RNA binding. Gene Ontology annotation, biological process: regulation of mRNA splicing, via spliceosome; regulation of cell cycle. NCBI's taxonomy places the organism in Eukaryota, Metazoa, Mollusca, Bivalvia, Ostreida, Ostreidae. The record is from RefSeq and is a predicted model, not a curated record. The transcript has 14 exons. Bases 152 to 3424 code for a protein of 1090 amino acids.